This is a messenger RNA of Anopheles cruzii, 783 nucleotides long. Its product is annotated as chymotrypsin-1-like. Bases 1 to 783 code for a protein of 260 amino acids. Lineage: Eukaryota; Metazoa; Arthropoda; Insecta; Diptera; Culicidae. Gene Ontology annotation, molecular function: serine-type endopeptidase activity. The record is from RefSeq and is a predicted model, not a curated record. Gene Ontology annotation, biological process: proteolysis. The transcript has 2 exons.
AUGCUGCGUGCCGUUGUGUUGCUCGCAUUCGCCUUCCUGGCCGUCGCCGUCAGUGCAAAGGUUACGGAUGAGCCGGCGUACCAGCAGUGGCGGGGCCGGAUCGUCGGCGGCCAGUACGCCACGGAUGGAAACUUCCCUUACCAGGCGUCGUUCCGGACCGUGGGAGGAACGUAUCUGUGUGGCGGUGCCAUCCUGAACCGGCAGUGGAUCAUAACGGUGGCCUCGUGCUUGUUGGGCCGAACGACGGCGGACACGCGCGCCGUAGCGGGCGCCUACCGGCUCAGCCAGGGAGGCUUCACUCUGGCGCUGCAGCGCAUCAUCAUUCACCCGAACUUUGCCGAGGAAACGCUGGCCAACGAUGUGGCCGUGGCGCGCGUCUCCACGAUGAUGACCAUGAGUGAAGCCGUGCAGAGCGUGCAGCUUAACUCUUAUUACUUGAACACCGCUUAUGGCGCACUCGUUUCCGGCUGGGGUCGUAUAGAUUUCUCCAACCCAACGUUCCCGGACAACCUUCAGUAUCUCGCGGUGAACGUCAUCUCGCAGCUGGAGUGCCGGGCGCGGUUCGUCCCGCCGUACGAUCAGCGUAUCUACGACAGCACUCUGUGCUCCUCCAGUCCGACCGGACAGGGCACGUGUCUGGGCGAUGCGGGCAGCCCGCUCGUGUAUGGCGCCGAACUGAUCGGCCUCGUCUCCUGGGGCAUUCCGUGCGCCGAAGGAUACCCCGACGUGUACUCCCGAGUCUCGUCGCACCGUGGCUGGGUUCUGGCGCACACUCUAAUCUAA